Paramecium tetraurelia is the source of this 2292-nucleotide messenger RNA. RefSeq lists its product as uncharacterized. The transcript is spliced from 5 exons. The record is from RefSeq and is a predicted model, not a curated record. Lineage: Eukaryota; Ciliophora; Oligohymenophorea; Peniculida; Parameciidae.
AUGAAUGCGGAGAAAUUUAAUUGGAUUAUUCUCUUAAUAAAUAUCUUAAGCACAUUUCCAAGAUUUAUGGAUCUGCAUCAGAAUAUUUAAUUGUAAUUAUUGGCAUUAAUGGUUAGUGAAUUUGAUAUUUUUAAGGCGUAUCAAAAAGUAAUAUUGCUAAUAAUAGAAUAAUUUAUAUACAUUCAUAUUAUUACAUGUUUUUGGAUUUAUCAUUUAGAAAAUGAAAAUGAUGCUGAAGAAAGCUUCUCCUAAAGAUAUUUGAAUUCAUUUUAACUAAUUGUAAGCAUGAUAACUUUCAACUCAGAUUACAAUAAUUUAAAUGACAAUAAUAAAAUAAUAGCAUAUUGUUGUAUCUCUAUUUUAUCAUUUUAUUGCUUUGCAUACUAGCUGUCUAUUUUAAUUGAUCUUUUUAAACCAGAACAAAAAUCCUCUUAAUUGAGUUAUUUUUUUACUCAGAAUAAAUUGGAUUCAAUUUUGAAACUAAAAAUAAGAAGUCAUUUAGAAAAUCAACCUAAGUUUUGUAAUAAGGAAGUUAGUGACAAACUUUCAAAUAAAUUGCUUAAAGAAUAUAAUAUAGUUUAAAGAUAUAAGCUACUGAGUUAAUAUUUUAAAUAUUUAAAUAACGCAACAUUGAAGUAAAUUAUUGAUAAAUGCAUUGAGAUAGUCUAUUAACCAAAUCAAAAUAUAUUUUAGGAAGGAGCAACUGAUGAUUGUUCUCUAUAUGUUAUUUUAGAAGGUUCUGUGCAUUUGAAAUCAAGAACAGAUAUUAUAGUAUUCACAUUAACAUAAUUUGCUGUUUUUGGAGAACUAUCUUUUUACACAGAAAAUCCAAGGGAUUUCACUGCAAUCACUGAUGGAACUACAAGACUCAUUAAAAUUUAGAGAUCAACCUUUUUAUCUCAGUUGAACUUCAAUGAAAAACAAUUCUUUUAUGAACAACGAGAUUUGAUACUUUUUAAUGAAAAACUACCCUAAGAAUGUAUUUGUUGUAAUUCCCACUAACAUGUAAUAACCAGUUGCCCCUAUUUAACCUACAAACCUGAUUUAGGUUUCAUUUUAAAAAAAUAUGCGUUUCCUCAUAAAUAAGUGAGAAGAGAUUAUAGAAGAAAAAAGAAUAAGGAUGUAAAGGCGUACAACUUUUAUAGACAAGCCUUUGAAUUUGAAAACGCAUUCUAAAAUUUGGUUGAAGAUUAUGUUUAUAAUGCCUCACAAAGUUAAACAUAAAUUCCAAUUGAUGACAAUCACAUCAGAGAUUCAUACUUUAGUUAAUUUAGCAAAGUAAGCAAAGAAAAGUCAUUUAUCAAAUCUACAUCCUUCUUAAAAUAACAAUCUGGCUUUGAUUAGUAGUCUAUAUAUAAUAAUGAUGUGCAAGUAAAUGUGGACUAGAAUAAUGAAUUUUAAUAUAUUCAUGAUAACAGUUAAGAAUUUGAUUUCGUAUCAAAAGUUAGAACAGUUGAACAGAAAAGGACGUUCAAUACAGCCGGGUUUGGAUCGUAAGGGGGUGUUGCCUCGAAUAAGGAUAUGACUGACAAGUCGCUCAAUAUCAUCAUGGAGAAUGAGGAUUCAGAUUCACAUAAUGAUUAAGAAUCAAGAUACAAACAAGUUUAAAAUGAUGUGAACGAGGAAAACUUGAUGGAAGAUAAAUUCAUCAGAAAAUACAAUGAUCCAAAGUUAACAUUUAAUAAUAAUUUUGAAUCCCAAAUGCAUGAUUAGAAUCAAAGCAGACUUUAACGCUUGGGUUCUGGAUCCUACAGAUAAUAAAGCUCUAUGAAUAGUAUAUAUCUUCAUCCUGAAGUUGUUAGUUAAAGAUUAAACUCCUCAAGAUCCCUAACUAAUCAUUAAUACAAACCUAAUCUCAAUCAAUCGCAAUAUCUAAAGAAGUCUAGUUUUUCAAUCCCUCAAAAAAUAUAGCAACAAUCUCGUUAAUUAGAUAACUUUAAUUAGGAAGAAAAUAAGAAUCAAAAUUUCAUGAAUCCUUUCAGAAAAUCCAUCACAAGGAGAGGAUCAAAAUUGUCAAAUGUUGCUUCCAGUUUCUCUCCAUUUAGUGCUUAAGAAAUACCUGUUUAUGCAAACAAAUCUUUUGGUAUAGAUAAUUUUGAUGUUAUGUAUGCUUUUGAUAAUUAUUUGGCUCAUAAUAAUUAUGAAGUUACAAUCUUCUAGUAAAUAUAAUUAAUAAAUUUAAGGGCAAAUAAAAUUAAAAUUGGAACAAGACUACGCUUCUCUAAAUAUCUGACAGAUUAUAGACUUGUAAACAUGGUUUAAAAGUUAAAGUAAAAAAGAUUAACAAACUGA